GUGUGGUGGCUACUGGCCAGGAGGGCUCGGGAGCAGCGAAGCCACACGAGGAGCACUUGUUUCCUUCCUGCCCCUGGUCCAGGUGACCGUUGCGCCUUCCGACUCACCGCCCCUCUUUUUAAUUUCCUCCCACGAAUCCCGUUGAUCCCCGAGAGAGAGGAAGGCAAUUAGCGUCAAGAUCAGUUCGUCAAGGCAACGGGCACAGGGCAGGAGGCGUGCUCAGGCGCGGUGCGGGAUUCCUUCCGCCGCAGGCUCCUUCUCCUUCCUACCAAGCCCAAGCUAGCAGGUUGCAAGGCAAGGCAAGACAAGCUGCCGGCGGGUUUCCUUCCCCCCUGCCUUGACUCGGAAGAUCAUCCAGCCCAAUCGAUCCGGCGCCGCCACCACGGGCAGCAGCACAGCACAGAGCAGGAGUUAAAGGGCAACCAUGGCUACAAUCAAUGACAUAGGCGUCUCCGCGGCUUUCAAUGUACUGACUGCCAUUGCCUUCUUGCUGGCAUUUGCAUUCCUGCGGUUGCAGCCCAUCAACGACAGGGUCUACUUUCCAAAAUGGUACCUCAGGGGCAUGAGAGACAACCCAAUCACCUCUGGUGCAGCUGUGCAGAAGUUUGUCAAUUUAGAUGCGAGAUCAUACUUGAAAUUUUUAAAUUGGAUGCCGGCUGCUCUCAAGAUGCCCCAGGAUGAGCUGAUUAACCAUGCAGGUCUUGAUUCUGUGGUCUAUCUACGGAUAUACCUAACAGGGCUCAAGAUAUUUGUUCCAAUUACGGUUCUGGCUUUUAUUGUUCUGGUCCCAGUGAAUUGGACCAAUGAUACCCUAGAAAGCAUGACAGUAGUCCACAGUGAUAUUGACAAACUCUCAAUAUCCAAUAUACCUACUGGGUCGAAGAGGUUUAUAGCUCACUUGGCCAUGGCUUAUGCGAUCACAUUUUGGACCUGCUAUGUAUUGCGGCGGGAGUAUCAAAUUAUCGCCGACAUGAGGUUGCGCUUUCUUGCUUCAGAGAAACGCCGACCAGAUCAGUUCACUGUCCUUGUGCGGAAUAUACCACAAGAUCCAGAUGAAUCAAUCAGUGAGCUUGUGGAACAUUUCUUCCUUGUCAAUCAUCCUGAUCAUUAUCUAAGACACCAGGUGGUUUACAAUGCAAAUAAACUUGCUGAUCUGGUUGAAAAGAAGAAGAAGAUGCAAAAUUGGCUUGAUUAUUAUCGACUCAAGUAUGAAAGAAAUCCAUCGAAGAGGCCUACCACCAAGACUGGCUUUCUUGGAUGCUUUGGCUCCAACGUCGAUGCUAUUGACUACUACAAAUCAGAGAUUGAGAAGAUAGGGAAGGAAGAAACUGAAGAGCGUAAAAAGGUCAUGAAGGAUCCAAAUUCAGUUGUGCCCGCAGCAUUUGUUUCAUUUCGCUCCCGUUGGGGUGCAGCAGUCUGUGCUCAGACCCAACAAACCAGCAAUCCAACAGUCUGGUUGACUGAAUGGGCUCCAGAACCUCGUGAUGUUUACUGGAAUAAUCUGUCCAUCCCAUUUGUUUCCCUCACAGUCAGGAGGUUGAUAAUUGCUGUGGCAUUCUUCUUCCUUAACUUCUUUUAUGUUAUUCCAAUAGCAUUCGUACAGUCUCUUGCAAACCUUGAAGGAAUAGAGAAGGCCCUUCCAUUUCUAAAGCCCUUGGUUGAAUUACCAAUGAUUAAAUCAUUCAUCCAAGGGUUUCUUCCUGGAAUUGCUUUGAAGAUCUUCCUUAUAGUGCUUCCCACUAUACUGAUGUUUAUGUCUAAGUUUGAAGGACUGAUAUCGCAGUCUUCUCUGGAGCGGCGAUCUGCAUCUAAGUACUAUAUAUUCUUGUUCUUCAAUGUCUUUUUGGGGAGCGUAAUUACAGGAUCUGCUUUGGAGCAGCUUAAAACCUACCUUCAUAAGUCAGCAAAUGAUAUACCAAGGAUCGUUGGUGUAUCCAUUCCAAUGAAAGCAACCUUUUUCAUAACGUAUGUAAUGGUUGAUGGUUGGACUGGUGUAGCUGGUGAAAUAUUGAGAUUGAAGCCACUUAUAUUCUACCAUCUCAAGAACUUCUUCUUGGUCAAAACUGAAAAGGACAGAGAAGAGGCAAUGGAUCCUGGCAGUAUCUGCUUUGACUCUUGUGAACCUAGAAUACAGCUAUACUUCUUGCUUGGCCUUGUUUACGCUGCGGUGACACCAUUCAUCCUUCCUUUUAUAUUGGUAUUCUUUGGUUUGGCUUAUGUUGUCUACCGCCACCAGAUAAUAAAUGUGUACAAUCAGCAAUAUGAGAGCGGGGCGCAGUUCUGGCCAAGUGUUCAUGGGCGUAUAAUCACGGCGUUGAUCGUAUCACAACUGCUGCUCCUGGGACUGCUGAGCACAAAAGAUUUCGAGGAGUCGACGCCUGCGCUCAUUGUUCUUCCUGUGCUGACCUUUUGGUUCUACAAGUACUGCAAGCACCGCUACGAGCCGGCGUUCGUGAGGAACCCGCUGCAGGAGGCGAUGCGGAAGGACACCCUGGAACGCGCCCGGGAGCCCAACUUCGACCUGAGGACGUACCUGGCCAACUCGUACCUGCACCCGGUGUUCAAGGGCGGCGACCACGACGACGACAGGUACUCGGCGGUGGACGAGGAUGGCUGGAUGGAGGAGGAGGUGAUCGUGCCGACCAAGCGGCAUUCCAGGAGGACGACGCCUGCGCAGAGCAAGUACGACGGGUCCGACGGCCUGUCGUCUGUGCCCGAAAAAUCAUAGUACAUGCUACAAGCUUCUGUGCAGUGUACACGAUGUCAGUAGUCGCUACUAGCGAGUCUGUACAGAAUGAAAGAGGGGGAUGCUGUUCAUCGCUUGGUUGUUUACUGCUCAACCAAGCUGAGGGAGAAAAUGUUGGGCUUACUGGAGAAAGUAACAUCAAAACAAUCUUCUUCCAACCAGGAUGUACCACAGUUAAUGUUGUAUGUAUCUGAAUUAGUAUCCA
This is a messenger RNA of Panicum hallii, 2951 nucleotides long. RefSeq names its product CSC1-like protein At3g21620. Gene Ontology annotation, molecular function: calcium-activated cation channel activity. The record is from RefSeq and is a predicted model, not a curated record. NCBI's taxonomy places the organism in Eukaryota, Viridiplantae, Streptophyta, Magnoliopsida, Poales, Poaceae. Gene Ontology annotation, cellular component: plasma membrane. The coding region runs from base 425 to 2728 and encodes 767 amino acids. The transcript has 12 exons.